GUGUCGGUUCACAUCCUCUUCAGCAACUGUGCCCCCCCACUCCUGCGUUACAGAUCCUUCCUUCUCAAAGCUUCUCUCUACCAUCUCCUUCACCGCCUACUUUUCUCUGCCAGAUCCCGUGAUCCUUUCUGUCGCUGUGUUCAAAAAGCUUGAGGAAUAUGGCAGAUUGGGGUCCAGUGAUCAUUGCGGUGCUCCUGUUUGUGCUGUUGAGCCCGGGUCUUCUGUUUCAGAUUCCGGCGGGUGGCAGGGUAGUUGAGUUCGGCAACAUGCGUACUAGUGGUGCUUCUAUUCUAGUUCACGCCAUCAUCUACUUCGGCCUCAUCACCAUCUUCCUCAUCGCCAUUGGCGUUCACAUCUACACUGGCUAGUUAACUGUGCUUGUUCUUCGGAACUUUGCCGCCACUUGGGCCUGCAUGAAGUCAAGAUUUACUCUUACUGUGAUGAGGUUAUCAAUUUGAUUAUAGAGAUAUUAUCGACGGAGCUAGAUAUCUCUUAUAUGCAACAUGUUGAGUGCGCUUCACUUUGUGUUUAGCUUGUAAUGUUAAUGAUAGAAUGAGUAGUUUCUGUUAUUUUGACCAACCCCCAUCUUACUGUCAUGAGGUGGUGGGUGAUGAUGGUUCCUAUUUUUGUGUAACAAACUAUGUGUAAUCUCUUGAUUUACGUCUGUCAUUUUUCAUUUGAAAAAAAAAAAAGUGACCUUGAUUGUUACGCAGAAUAUGAUUCUCACUUACUUUCC
This is a messenger RNA of Prosopis cineraria, 736 nucleotides long. RefSeq lists its product as uncharacterized. The transcript is spliced from 2 exons. Lineage: Eukaryota; Viridiplantae; Streptophyta; Magnoliopsida; Fabales; Fabaceae. Bases 159 to 368 code for a protein of 69 amino acids. The record is from RefSeq and is a predicted model, not a curated record.